AUGGAUGUGGUGGAUGGUAUGUCACAGCGGGACAGGAUGGAUGACUGCCUGAACGACUGGAAUGACUCUGGCCUGAGCUCCUGGGUGCCUUGUAAGACAGGGGAUGAUGCUCCAGAAAGAAUUUACUGGCUUAUCUAUGAUACCUGUCGUAGAAACCUCGACAUUGAGCAUCUAACCUACACUAACCUUAACCACCUUAUUAGCCAGAUUGUGUCUUUCAUCACUGCUUCCCUCAGAUUUGAUGGACCCCUGAAUGUUGACCUGACAGAAUUCCAGACCAAUCUGUUACCCUAUCCUCGAAUCCAUUUCCCUCUGGCCACAUAUGCCCCUGUCAUCUCUGCUGAGAAAGCCUACCUUGAGCAGCUUAUGGUAGCAGAGAUUACCAAUGCUUGCUUUGAGUCAGCCAAUCAGAUGGUGAAAUGUGACCCUCACCGCUGCCUGCUGCUGUACCAUGGGGAUGCGGUUCCCAAAGAUGCCAAUGCUGCCAUUGCCACCAUCAAGACCAAGCAUACCAUCCAGUUUGUGGACUGGUGCCCCACUGGCUUCAAGGUUGGCAUUAAUCAGCCUCCCACUGUGGUACCUGGUGGAGAUCUAGCCAAGGUCCAGAGAGCUGUGUGCAUGCUGAGCAACACAACCAUCACUGAGGCCUGGGCUCACCUAGAUCACAAGUUUGAUCUGAUGUAUGCUAAGUGUGCCUUUGUGCACUGGUAUGUGUGUGAGGGCAUGGAAGUGGGGGAGUUUUCUGAAGCCUGUGAAGACAUGGCUGCCCUAGAGAAGGAUUAUGAGGAGGUUGGAGCAGACAGUGCUGAAGGAGAUGAUGAGGGUGAAGAAUAUUAG
This is a messenger RNA of Cricetulus griseus (Chinese hamster), 837 nucleotides long. The record is from RefSeq and is a predicted model, not a curated record. NCBI's taxonomy places the organism in Eukaryota, Metazoa, Chordata, Mammalia, Rodentia, Cricetidae.